CGGCGCAGGCAGUAGCGGCUGUCUCUGGAGGUGCCUCGAGUGUGCCGCCCGCCCGGUUCUCGGCGUCCCUGGCGGUCCCUGGUCGCGGUCACUGAGGAUGAGUUCCUGCGCGGCCGCGCGCCCAGCCCGCGGAGACCGCCGGCGCACUUUCAUCUAGCGACUGGUCACCCUCGCAAUUAUGGAUAUUUGAAAGGCUCACCCCGUGUGGAGGGGGAGCCCCCUCCACACUCCCCCUUGGUGCUUGACUCCAGGAAUAAUUCAUAAACUGCAUUUUUUUAAACAAAGAACUUGUAUUUGAUAUGAACUUUGUAGAGCUAUUUUAUAACUUUUUGAUUUAAGUGCCAAAUAUUAUACAAAGAUAUAUAGUUUUAUAUGAUUAUUGUGAACAUUUAAAUUAUAGCCCCCAAAGGGCCAUUUAUUCUCAAUAAUUCUUCUUCAAUAUACUGCACCUUUGUGUCCCGGCUUUUUAAAAAUUAUUUUUGGUGACUGUUGUAAAAAGUAAACGGGUAAGAGCAGUGAGGAUGAACUCUGCCACCCCCGACUGCACCCCCAAAUGCCGAUCCCUGCAACACGCUGCAGACGUCCUUUCCGUGGUAACCAAGGGGAGUGAAAAGCAGAUUAAGACCUUCCUCGCCAGCCACUGCUACAGUGCUGCGACUGUCAAAGAUGCCUUUGGCAGGAAUGCUGUCCACCUGGCCUCCUCCUGUGGGAAGAAAGGCGUGCUAGACUGGCUUUUGGAGAGGGGAGUGGAUCCACUUGUGAAAGACAAGGAGUCAGGCUGGACUGCGCUGCACAGGAGCAUUUUCUAUGGACAUAUUGAUUGUCUUUGGUCUCUGUUGAAGCAUGGUGUUAGUCUGUAUAUGCAAGAUAAAGAAGGAUUGUCACCUUUGGAUCUUCUAAUGAAGGAUAGACCAGCUCAUGUAGUAUUUCACAACACUGACCCCACAGAAGUCUACACUUGGGGAGAUAAUACAAACUUUACUCUGGGUCAUGGAAACCAGAACAGCAAACAUCACCCAGAACUGGUGGAUUUGUUCUCCAGGGGUGGCGUUUAUAUCAAACAGGUGGUGCUUUGCAAAUUUCAUUCAGUGUUUCUGUCUCAGAAAGGGCAGGUUUACACCUGUGGGCAUGGUCCAGGAGGAAGGUUAGGCCAUGGAGAUGAACAGACAUGCUUGGUUCCCAGACUUGUGGAAGGACUGAGUGGUCAUAACUGUUCCCAGGUGGCAGCUGCUAAGGAUCACACUGUUGUAUUAACUGAAGAUGGAUGUGUUUAUACCUUUGGUCUCAAUACUUUUCACCAAUUAGGAAUUACUCCUCCUCCUUCCAGUUGUAAUGUACCCAGACAGAUGCAGGCAAAGUACCUGAAAGGAAGAACUGUCAUUGGAGUAGCAGCAGGCAGGUUUCACACAGUUCUGUGGACUCGAGAUGCCGUUUACACUAUGGGCCUGAAUGGUGGACAGCUGGGUUACUUACUGGAUCCCAAUGGAGAAAAGUGUGUCAUAGCUCCUCGCCAGGUCUCUGCCCUUCAUCAUAAGGAUGUUGCUCUGUCUUUGGUUGCUGCAAGUGAUGGUGCCACAGUCUGUGUUACCACAAGAGGAGAUAUAUACUUACUUGCAGACUAUCAGUGCAAGAAGAUAGCAUCUAAACAACUGAACUUGGAAAAGGUUCUUGUAUCUGGGGGUUGUAUGGAAUACAAAGUCGAUCCUGAACAUUUGAAAGAAAAUGGGGGUCAGAAAAUCUGCGUUCUUGCUAUGGAUGGAGCCGGAAGAGUAUUUUGCUGGAGAUCAGUCCACAGUUCUCUGAAGCAAUGCCGAUGGGCCUAUCCUCGCCAGGUGUUAAUUUCUGAUAUUGCUUUAAAUAGAAAUGAAGUUCUGUUUGUCACCCAGGAUGGGGAAGGAUUUAAAGGGAAAUGGUUUGAAGGAAAAAGAAAGAAUUCUGAAAAGAAAGCAGACAUUUUACCAAACCUACAUCAUUCCUCAUCAGAUGUGUCUUGUGUCUCUGAUACAAAUAGUGUGUAUGAAAGAAUUCGACUAGAGAAACUUACUUUUGCCCAUAGAGCUGUUAGUGUCAGCACAGACCCAAGUGGAUGCAACUUUGCAAUCCUACAGUCAGACCCUAAAACAAGCCUUUAUGAAAUUCCAGCUGUGUCUUCAUCAUCCUUUUUUGAAGAAUUUGGCAAACUCUUGAGGGAGACAGAUGAAAUGGACAACAUUCACGAUGUGACAUUUCAAGUUGGCACUAGAACCUUCCCUGCUCAUAAAUAUGUUUUGGCUGUGCGUUCUGACUUUUUCCAGAAAUUGUUUCUUUCAGAUGGUACUCCCUUGGAAGUCUCAGAUGUGUACCGGAAAGAGGAAGAUUCUGCAGGGUGCCAUCUCUUUGUGGUGGAGAAGGUUCAUCCUGAUUUGUUUGAAUGCCUUUUACAAUUCAUGUAUACAGAUACUUGUGACUUUUUAACUCAUGGUUUUAAGCCAAGGAUAUUCAUAAACAAAAAGUCAGAAGAAUAUCAGGGCUCCCUGAAUUCUCUUAUGAAUACGAUGAAUUGCCCUGAGGAUGAGACCCAGAAGUCGGCGUUUGAGGUCUACAAAAGUAGCCAAGCUCACACAGUUAGUGAAAAGCAGAAAGGCAAACCCAAAUCUUCUAAAAAGGGAAGAAGUGCUAGUGAAGAUGAUCCUGUCAAGAUGUUGCAAAAUGUUGCAAAGAAAUUUGGCCUCAGUAAUCUGAGUGGCAGGUUAGAUGGAGUCAGAUUUGAAAAUGAAAAAAUUAAUGUUAUUGCAAAGAAAACUGGCAAUAAAUUGAAGCUAAGUCAAAAAAAAUGUUCAUUUCUGUGUGAUGUUAUCAUGAAAUCAGUGGAUGGAAAGGAAUAUCCUUGUCAUAAAUGUGUCCUUUGUGCUAGACUUGAGUAUUUUCAUAGUAUGCUGAGUAGCUCGUGGAUUGAGGCUUCGAGUGGUGCCGCUCUGGAAAUGCCAGUACGUUCUGAGGUCCUGAGAGUGAUUUUGGACUACCUCUACACUGAUGAAGCUCUGCUGAUAAAAGAAUCUCAAAAUGUGGAUUUUAUUUGUAGUGUUCUUGUAGUGGCUGAUCAGCUUCUGAUAACUCGAUUAAAGGAGAUUUGUGAAGUGGCAUUAACUGAAAAACUUACCCUUAAGAAUGCUGCUAUGCUACUGGAAUUUGCAGCAAUGUACAAUGCUGAACAGUUGAAACUGUCUUGUUUACAGUUUAUAGGACUGAAUAUGGCAGCUUUACUUGAAGCAAGGUCUCUUGAUGUUUUAAGUGAUGAUGUUUUGAAGGAUCUUUCCAUAUUUUACCGAAAAAUGAUCCCAGCAAUGGAUAGAAGAAUCAUUACACCAUACCAAGAUGGACCAGAUCUUAGCUGUUUGGAAGUAGAGGAUGGAGCUGUCUUUUUGAAAGAAGAAAUAACUGUGGAGCAAAAUUAUUCGGAAACUAUGUUUAAGAAGGCAAAAACAAAAGCUAAAAAGAAGCCACGGAAGCGCUCAGAUAGUUCUGGAGGUUACAACCUUUCAGAUAUUAUUCAGACUCCACCAUCUGCAGGAUUAUUGAAGUCUGGGAAGACCAGUUCUGUGGAAUCUCUUCCAGAACUGUUGACCUCAGAUUCUGAAGGAAGCUACACAGGAGUGGGUAGUCCCAGAGACCUGCAGUCCCCUGAUUUCACAGCAGGAUUUAAUUCAGAUAAGAUUGAGGGGAAAGCUAAAUCGUAUGUGAAUGGUACGCCUCCCAUGUGUUCUAGGGAAGGGUUCAAACCAUGGGAAAAAUCACCAGCAUCUACAUCUGCUCCCCAGCUCAUCCCCAGUAACAGAGCUGACACUCCAGGCUCAUCCAUCUGGGUUGCGAGCUCUUGCAGUCCUGUGAGCCCUCCUGUUGUGGAUCUCAGAACCAUCAUGGAAAUAGAAGAAAGUAGAAAAAAAUGUGGCACAACACCAAAAUUGAACUUAGGAAAAAUUGUUUCUCAUGGAGUUAAACUUUCUCAGAAACAACGAAAAAUGAUUGCAUUGACAACAAAAGACAACCUUUCAGGAACAGGCAACAUGGAAACAGUUGUUGUAGCUCCUUCCAAGCCUCCUAAGCCAGUGAAUGCACGGGCAUCAUCUCUACAGUCCCCUUCAUCCAAGUCAUUCUGGGAUUUCUUACUAGAAGAAAAAAAGUCUAUUAUUGGCCAUAGUUCAGGUGAUCAAGAUCAUGUCAAAAAAGUUUGUUUUAAAGGAAAUGAAAAUUCUCAGGCUCUAAAUGUUGUAAGGUGCUCAACUCAUGGAAGCCCAGGACUAGAAAACAACCUUAUUUCUGAUUUACCACUUCUAGACAGUCCCAAUCCCUGGCUGUCGUCUUCGUUGACUGCUUCUACCACAGCAGCUCCGGUCACCUUCGCAUCAAUUGUAGAAGAGGAGCUGCAGCAGGAAGCAGCUCUUAUCAGAAGUCGGGAAAAACCCUUGGCCCUGAUUCAGGUUGAGGAACAUGCCAUACAAGAUUUGCUGGUUUUCUAUGAGGCGCUUGGCAACCCGGAUGAGUUUGUCAUCGUGGAAAGGACACCACAGGGGCCACUGGCAGUGCCUAUGUGGAACAAACACGGAUGCUAGUUCCCAUGGCAUGAAGAUGCACUUCCACAAUUGUGGUCACUAUGCCAGCAUGAAGAAAAGCUGUGGACAGAGUUUCUUCGGUUUGGUAGCACGUCAUUCUAGCCAGAACAAGAAUGGAUUUCAUUUCCUUAUGUACUUUAUGAUGUUUGUAUGACUCGAGAGAUUUAUCAGAACUGUGAUUUUAGUAACUUUUAUGUGAUAUGUGUCAGAAGAAAACUUGGGCUAAGAUUAAAUAGGAUUGUUUCUUCUGAAUAAUCUUGCAAAGGAAAAUAUGGGUGAAAUGUAAAAUUGAGGAAUGAUUCAUUAAAAAUAACUUUUUGUUUGAGACUUUGAGGUGAUGUAGAACCAUUUGCCAUGUACUAUUGCUUUUUAAUAAUGGCCUUGGUGAGCUUUGAACAGGAGCCCCAGCCAUUACCACCCACUAAUGCCGUAAUAGCUGUCUCUCUUGAUCAUUCUUAACCAGGCUUUUAAUGUCGUGAACGCUUUAAGUUGAACCUGAUGAAUAGUUUUUCCUAACUGUUCUGAACAGUGGAGUCCAAGAUCAUAGCUUCCUUAUAAGACUUGGAGUCUAGAGUCGUGAAUUUUUUUUUUUUUUUUGAGUGGGGAGGGUUUGGCAAGUGAGGACGUAUGAAAACCUAAUUGUGAAAGAAUCAGUUUCUUAAAGUGUUAACAGUUUUCUAAAACAAAAAAUUAUACAUACGAGAAUUGAAUAGUUUCAAAGAUGGGUUGGCUUAUAGUUACCUGUAUAAUAUUGUGUAAUAAGUUCUGUGAGCCUGGAUUAUAUAUAUGUGUCAAAUUUUGAUUAUUUUCUUUACAGUAUGCUGUUUGGUUUGUUUUUGAAUGUUUAAAAUGAAAAAGAAAACAAAUACUAAAAUCUGAGCUUGAUAUUGGGAAAGUUAAUGCUCUAGUUCUAGAAAAGAAACCCAGGGGAACAUUCAGCACUUCUCUGCUAAACGUCAGUUUGGGAAAGUAGCUGAUGCUAAUUCAAGAUUUCAGCUUAGCUCCACCAAGAAGCAGCAAACUUGUAAGCAAAUGUGCAAUACAAAUAAUCUUGAUCCAUUUCA
This is a messenger RNA of Nannospalax galili (Upper Galilee mountains blind mole rat), 5653 nucleotides long. RefSeq names its product inhibitor of Bruton tyrosine kinase (gene Ibtk). Gene Ontology annotation, biological process: negative regulation of protein phosphorylation. Bases 522 to 4589 code for a protein of 1355 amino acids. Gene Ontology annotation, molecular function: protein tyrosine kinase inhibitor activity; protein kinase binding. Gene Ontology annotation, cellular component: cytoplasm; nucleoplasm. The record is from RefSeq and is a predicted model, not a curated record. Lineage: Eukaryota; Metazoa; Chordata; Mammalia; Rodentia; Spalacidae. The transcript has 29 exons.